Messenger RNA from Ostrinia nubilalis (European corn borer), 1385 nucleotides. RefSeq names its product RNA-binding protein 41-like. The transcript is spliced from 5 exons. Gene Ontology annotation, biological process: mRNA splicing, via spliceosome. The coding region runs from base 121 to 1251 and encodes 376 amino acids. Gene Ontology annotation, cellular component: U12-type spliceosomal complex. Gene Ontology annotation, molecular function: pre-mRNA intronic binding; U12 snRNA binding. The record is from RefSeq and is a predicted model, not a curated record. Lineage: Eukaryota; Metazoa; Arthropoda; Insecta; Lepidoptera; Crambidae.
AUAAUAGUUGACAUUUUCUAUUUUGUGAUUUUGUGUGUGGUUUGUAUUGAAAAAUAUUUUUCCCAUUUCCUUUGAAGAAUAAUGAAAUAAGGCUUUCAUCCACUGAUUUAAUUGUUAAAGAUGUGCUCCGAAUCGGUGCCAAAAGAAUUUGAAAAGACAGCUGAAGUGCUACCGCUGUCCACAUAUGGACUUGCAACGGUGGAAGACUUCCGUAGGGCGGAAGCAGAUAAGCAACACUUGGAAUGGUUGAAGAAGGCUGGUCUAUCAAAUGAGGAGUUGAAGCUGUACCAGGAAAAUGAAGCAGGGCUUCUGGAACAGCGUAAGAAGAUUGAGGCCAGUGUUCUAAAGGGCAAGCUCGAAACAUUAUACAACAAAAUAAAUAAUCAUCAAUCUACUCCUGGAUGUUCAAAAGCAAGGAUAGAACCUGCAUCUACUAAACCAAAGAAAAUGGAUAAUCCGUCUCAGAAACAGCUAAAUUUUUACCCGGAAGGUCACCCCAUGAAUGAGCUAAAAGAGUUAGAAGAGAGCUUAUUUGGCCACUUGAAAGAAGACACAUUUUCACUAUCCCAAAGAAGAAAAAUCAUGAGACGAUUAGAGAGAAAAAAAGAAAGGAUACUGGCACAGGAACAUCAAAUUAACUUUGAGGAUAAUGCUAUGAUUGCGUCAGUGAAUAAACCUGGGAGUUUAUGGGAUGUGAAAGAAGUUACUGCUAGACCAAAAGUUGCGGAACAGAUUGCUCCGGUAGAACAGAAAUGUCUCAUAGGCCCGAGGGUCCCUACCAUGUAUACGAUAAGAGAUAACAAAAUUAUGAGAUUAGAGCCUAUCAACAGAGAGCGCCACAUAAACGAUGAGUACCGAGCAGUAGACAUCGUACUGCCUGUGAAUCCUGCUGAGGAGCAAUUGCUGGAAGGAACCAAAAUGCCUCUUGAUGACAUUAAGAAAAUUGACAGAUUUAAAGACUAUGAGCCAGGGAUACCAUCAAAGGUCUUGUAUCUGAAGAACAUUGCCCCAGGUGUGUCCCAAGAGCAGCUGUCAUUACUGUUCAACCAGUUUGUGCUGGACAACGGAGGCCCCAUCGAUGUCAGGCUGAUGGCUGGUCGCAUGCGGGGGCAAGCGUUUGUGGCUUUUCAAAGCGAGGACGUAGCCAUCCAGGCUCUAGACGAGGUGAACGGCACGAUCCUGAGCGGUCGCCCCGUCAUCGUCCAGUUCGGCCGCAACAGCAACCGCGUUCAACCCGAAGACAACAAUUAGGCUACUAUCGGUACAAAAUAUCAAUAUUCAACUUUAUCCAUUAUACAUAGAUAUUUAACUUAUUUAUUUAUUAACCUUACAAUCUGUAAAUAACAUGUAUACCUUAUUAAUAUAUUCCAUUCUACAAUCUAAAA